GAUGUAGAAGCCGUGGGAAGGGUGGAAGAAGGGGUUUUCUUCUAGCGGGUUGCGGCGGUGAUGGAGGCCGGUGAGAGAUGGGAGGUCUUUGAUACUGGUUGCGUUGGCCAUGAGGAGAUGGUGAGAUCAGAGAGGAGUGAGUCUGAUUGUUAUCAUCGGAGAGGCAGUUACAUGGCGGAGACGUGGCAAGCGCAGCCGUGUGGGCAUCGACACGUCGCCUGAGACAUCUCUUAUUCCAAGACUGUACUGUAGAAGGGUUUCUGGGGCAUUGGCUUGUUAUGAGAUUCACUUGAUGGACUGGCUCAGCAAGGAGGAGGGUGAUGCCUCUGAGAUGGGAAACUGUAUCUUAUUAAGCAAAGAGGUUUGUAGUUAUUUUCUAAAUUUUAUUUGAAAAAGUCUGGAGUAUGGGACUAUGGACCAUGGAGGGUGUGAAUGUUGUCUUGUGGAGUUGAUGUGUGUUGCAUAAGAAGCAUAGCGACACAAUGACAAAUCGAAGAGACGGUGUGACAAAUAGAAGAGACGGUAUCACACUGGCCUAUCUUCAAAGUUCAAACUGUUGAGCAUCCCUUCAGUGUGAAAGAUUCUUUAUCGUCUCUCUUUUGUCUUUCUCCCCAUGGGAAUGGGAAGAACAACUUCGAAGCUGAGGAAGGCCGCAAAAAGACUGGUCUUAGCUGCUUGUCGUUCUCUUUCUCUUCUUCCUCUGAGUUCACGGGGAUCUACAGCUGUUAUAAAGCCAGAGAAUGUUUAUCUGCCCCAUCACCAUGAGGUCCAUAAAGAGGCCAUAGAUAAAGUAGACUCCACUCAUGCUACUUCUACGAUCUUGUGCGCUAUUUGUCUUGAACCUCUGAGUCAUUGCGAUGAUAACUCUCCCAGUGAAGCUACAUUCACGGGACAAUGCUCUCACUCCUUCCACUUUUCGUGCAUUGCUUCCAAUGUGCGUCAUGGAAGUGUCACUUGUCCUGUUUGCCGCGCCCAUUGGACCCAUCUCCCUCCUCCUUCCUUUCCCCACCUGUCUGAGCGCCAGCUAGACGACCCUGUUCUUCGUAUUCUUGAUGACUCCAUUGCCACUUCCCGCGUCCAAAGACGCUCGCUCCUCCGCUCUGCUCGCUACGACGAUGAUGAUCCUAUCGCCCCUCCUCAUUCCAACACCAAUUACCCUCGUCUAGACUUCUCUUUAACCCCUCUCACAGUUUACCCCAACUUAGUCUCUUAUCCAUGCUGCUUACACCCUCUCCAAGGUGCAUAUUCUCCAUUACAAAUGUGUAGAACAUCAGUACUGCCACUGCCAGAAGAUUACCACUGUGUGUGCACUUCCUUGAGCACAAGAAGUGCCUAUCUCUCUGUGAAGCUUAAAGAUCCACAACCCAUUGACUUAGUGUUGGUUGCGAGUCCUAGCGGGCCACAUUCUCGCCUUCUCAAGCAAGCGAUGAUAUUAGUAACAUCCUCUCUUCGACCAGUUGAUCGUCUAGCCAUAGUGACAUACUCAUGUGUCGCAGCACGUGUGUUUGCUCUGAGACGCAUGACUUCAUGUGGAAAGCGGGCAGCUCUGCGAGUCAUUGACCGUCUCUUCUACACGGGACAAACUGACCCUUCUCAAGGCAUCCUUAAGGGCAUAAAAGUACUCAAAGAUCGUGCAUACAAGAACCCACAAUGCAGCAUUCUACAUAUCUCAAGUAGCUCAUAUUAUCCCAACAGCGUGAUGCAUAGAGGUGUCAUGGUCCAUGGGUUUCACGUGGGGUUAGGUAGUGAGACUUGGAAUGGUUUUGUGUUGCAUAAGUUGGAAGAGUUUCUUAAAAACGUGUUGGGAGUAGUAGCAAGCGAUAUCCAACUGAGAAUCGGUAUGGAAGGGAAUGUUGUUAAAGUAGGCGAGUUGAGAGGCGGUGAAGAGAGGCAAGUGUUGCUAGAUCUUGGUGGGCAUGUCAGUGUUCGUCUCUGCUAUAGCUAUGUGGAAGGAGACAGUAAUGAGUGUAUCAGGAGAAGAGGGGAGACGACAUUGAGCUUGGUUGACGAUAAGGAAGGGAUAGUAACCGCCGGUGAUUGUGAAUCGGCAGGUGCGAGGGAUGAUGACUAUAUGAACAGCAAUAGUGUGAGGAGAAGCAUUAAUACUGGAGCUUGGGACUAUCAUGAUCCUUUUAUGGCCAGAAGGUGGGCAAAGCGGUUGCAUGAAACUGUAAAUCUCUGAUUAUUUUUUUGACUUAUAUGUUUUACUUUUCAAAGUUCCAUUCUACACCAUUUCCUCAGAGUAAAGACUAGCAAUAAUUAAGUGGAUCACAAUUGCAUGAA
This is a messenger RNA of Brassica napus (rape), 2283 nucleotides long. Its product is annotated as probable E3 ubiquitin-protein ligase WAVH2. Lineage: Eukaryota; Viridiplantae; Streptophyta; Magnoliopsida; Brassicales; Brassicaceae. Gene Ontology annotation, molecular function: metal ion binding. The transcript has 5 exons. The record is from RefSeq and is a predicted model, not a curated record. Bases 614 to 2182 code for a protein of 522 amino acids.